Mirounga angustirostris (Northern elephant seal) is the source of this 9781-nucleotide messenger RNA. RefSeq names its product cilia and flagella associated protein 91 (gene CFAP91). The transcript has 18 exons. Bases 88 to 2385 code for a protein of 765 amino acids. Lineage: Eukaryota; Metazoa; Chordata; Mammalia; Carnivora; Phocidae. The record is from RefSeq and is a predicted model, not a curated record.
GAGGAGGAGGUUACCAUAGCGACCGUGCACACAGCAGCUAGGCGUCCCUCGUUGGUCCCCGGCUGGCCGGAGGGAAGAGGCGACACCAUGAGCCAUGUGGUGACUAUCGAGGAGCCCCAGGCCAACCCGCAGGUGUCUCAGACCCGGUGCGGGAUCAGGUCGGGGGCCUGGGGCAACGUCUCCUCCAAUCGACAAUAUGAUUUUCUGUACGAUCCAUUGUUUAUUGUGUCAAGUGAGAAAGACCACACGCAGGCAAAUAUCCAAGCUAACCUGAUUCGAAACAGACUGAGAAAAGUUCCCAGGUUUAGAAGCAUGUUCAGUAACCUGAUCCAUUAUCCAAGAUAUUCUCUGUAUUGGAGCAACGCAGACCCUGUCCCACCAUUCAUCCGCCGGGAAUGGAAAGGACAGGAGGAGAAACACAGAGAAGCCCUUGGGCAGCUUGCCAUAAUUGAUAAGUCUUUUCAGAUGGCUAAAGAGGCUUAUGAAGAUCCUGAAGUUACUGGAAGGAAUCGCUAUAAAUAUUUUGAAAGGCCUUUCCUUCCAUUUCAUCAACAGAUGCCAUUUAAUGUUGUUUUUGCAGCAACCAAGACAGAGGCAUAUAUUUUCCCUCCUACUUCUUCUGCUAAGUACCCUUCCGUACCUUCAAAGUACACUGUGGGUACUCAGACUGAUUAUCGGGAUGCUGAAGUUCAAACUGAUCCAUAUUCUCCAGAAUAUGUAGUAUGUCAGGAUUCAAUCCCUGAGCUCUUGACCCUGGCUACUCUUACUUGGGGUCGAGGGCUCCCAGCAGGACAAGCUGAGGUUGAGAUGAUAGAACGUGCCCGGGAGAAGCGUGCUUGGGAAGCCACUCUUCCCUGUCUGAGUGACACCUCCCAGUUUGAGAAGAGGAGGAGGAUGAUGAAUGCGAUGGAGAGGAAGGAGUGGGCCUUCAGAGAGCAGGAGAUUGAAAAACUGCAGGAGAUUCGCCUGGAAAUUCUAAAAAAGCUGCUGAGAAAGCGUGAUGAGAAUCAAAACGAAGUGAACAUGAAGCACCUGAAUGCCCGAUGGUGUCAAUUGCAGGAAGCAAAGGAGGCAAAAUUGGCACAGAUUCAGCACACACAUGUAUCAGCGAUCAGAAAACUUGUGGGAAAGGGAAAGAAUAUAGAAGGGAAGCUGGAGAGAAGGAAUAUCAUCAGGGAUUAUUGUGAUUAUGCAUCACAGGUCUAUGGACCUCUGUCUCGUCUUGGUCGUUUCCCUGACAACAAUUCAGAGGACUUUGUGGUAAAAAACCACUAUCUCAACACCUAUGAAGGAUUAGUUGAACUUGAGUCAUGUCUCCCAGAUUUUGUGACACAACCCCGAAUUAGACCUCCAAAGCCAAAAGUCACUACCACGAAAGCUGGUUUUCUCAAGAGGGCAGCAAGGAUGGACCAUGAGUUGGCAGAAGUUCAUAAGGCAAUAUUGGAUAAGAAGAAUAGAGUUCUUGAACCAAAGAAAGUUCUGCGCUUUCUUCAAAGAAAGGCUCUACCUCAACCUCGGCUUCCAACUCCAACCUUGGAAAUGAGUUCCAAUGAAGAAGAAGAUAUAGAGAUGGCUGUGAUCUACCUUCAAAAGUUACUCCGGGGAAGAGUCGUUCAGAACACGAUGUUUGAAGGGAAGGAGAAGCGACUGGAGUUGAUCCAGGAGCUGCGCACCAGCCACGCACUGCAAGAGGACGACAGGCUGCUGAAGAAAGCCGAGAAGCAGGUGACACUGGCCUUACAGCGGCAGAGGAACUUGCACGAGCACAAGGUCUCACUGGUUGAAAACCACUUGGCUGGACUGGAAGGAAGGGCGCUGGCGGACAUGUUUGACUUCCUGUCUAAAGAGCUUGUGAGACUGCAGGAAGAGAGGAGGAUCCAUGCUUUUGCCAUGCUGGCCGAGCGGCAGCGGAGGAUGCGAGAAGCUGAAGAGAGUGGUCGGCGCCAAGUCGAGCAAAGGCGCCUGCGGGAGGAGGACCAGAUAUUUAAGGAGGUGAUUAAAGUUCACCAAAGCACUGUAACUUCCUAUCUGGAAGACAUAAUACUGAAUACCGAAGAGAGCACGGCAGAAGAACAAGCCAGGGCAGAAAUUGAGAAGAUGGCUGAGGAAAUCAAUGACAUUGCUUAUGAAAUGGAGAUUCGUCGAACUCAGCUUCAGUCAGAGGAGAUUGUUGCUGAGUUAGUUUAUAGUUUCCUGAUCCCAGAGGUACAAAAGGACUUUGUCAAAGAAAAAGUGAGGAACGCCCAGUGGAAGCAUAUCCUUGCAGCCCAUCAGAUCAUCCACAGUCACACGGAAGACAUGGUCAACAAGAAUUUUGUGGCGCAACAGCAAGAUGAGGAGGUCUCGGACGCUGGCAAGUCACCUGAGGAAAAAACUCAAAAAUAAGAAUCGCAGCUAAGAUUAUCUUUUUUAAAAAGAAGCUAUACAAAUCAUCAUAUGGAAUUCCAAUAAUCUAUGCUUCUCCCAAGAUGUGCAGCUUUUAUGGACUUGUCAAUGUGUAAUUCAUGAGGAAAGAUCUUUCUUCUCCAUAAACUUCCAAUAAUUUAAAAUUAUUUUCAGUCAUAAUAAUCAAACAAAGGAGUUUAUUCUCUUCAGUGUUUCCCAGAUGCUUUACUUCAAGAGAAAAUUUUCUCAUGUCUCAUUUCAACAUUUUGUUAACUAAGAGGAUAUUCUGGCUUGCUGAAUCAAACAAAAAGAAAUGUUAUUGAAUAUUUCUUACGUAGUUUUGGCUUGAUAUCCAUAGUCCAUUGACCUUAUCUGCUAAGUUUGAAAGCAUGCAUACCCCAUGACCUGGCACUUCAUCUCCUAGAUAUAUAUGCAGGAGAAAUACAUGAGUGUGUGCACCAACAGGCAUGACAAGAAUGUCCACAGCAGUACUUUUCAUGAUAGCCCCUAAACUAGAAACCCAAACAUCCAUUGACAUUGGAAUAGAAAAACAAGCUGUGGUAUAUCCAUACAAUGGUCCAUCAACUUACCAUUGAGCUUUAGAUCUAAGAAGAAUAUUCAUGCAAUACCCAUAGAGAGGGUGCUGUUGGGGAACAAUCUGUCCGUCCUGUGUGUUGACAAACAUCACGAUCCCUCCUCAUUUAAAGAUUGGUAAAUAUGAAAAAAACAAAAGUCUCAACAACAAAUCUACAUGGGCCCCAUAUGCAUGUUACUCUGAAAACAGAAUAAAAGCCUAUCUUAGAAAAUAUCCUUCUCUAGGAAACAGGAAAAGCUUCAGAAGCUAUCUGCUUGAUGAUUUUAAUAGGAGGCAAAAAGAAAUGGCCUCUUAGGAAACUGCAGCAGAGAAUAAGAAGAGCAGACGCCAACAAACAGACGCAGGCUGAAAAGAAAAGAAAGCUGGCUAAGAUGAAAAAAAAAUACAAAAAGAUUAAAAAAUCCAGUGAAACACAUUUGGAUGCAGUUAAAAGAACAGAAAUAUCAAAGCAGAGAAUAAAAGAGGUGAUGUUGCUAACAAAUUUAUUGUCAUCCAGUAUGGUUUGGGAAGGAUAAGGAGAUGAAAAUGACAAAGAGGUUAGCUCUGGAUCACCAAUCCUAAAGCAAUAGGAACCAAAACAAAUAAAAAUAAAGUUAUAAUAAAAGAUUUUCUGAGCUGAAAAAAUACUUGAUCAUAUAAAUUUGAAAAGAUUUACCUUGUAUUAGGAAAACUGUGAUCAGGGUAACUUAUUUUCACCAGAGAAUCACUGACACACAGAUAAGUACUGCACAAGUAAGGAGGCAGUUGCGUUUUGUUUUGUUCCUCUAAAAAUGCUAACCUGGGGGCGCCUGGGUGGCUCAGUCAGUUAAGCAUUUGCCUUUGGCUCAGGUCCUGAUCCCAGCAUCCUGGGAUCAAGCCCCGCAUUGGGCUCCUUGCUUGGGGGAGUCUGCUUCUCCUUCUCCCGCUCCCUCUGCUUGUCUCUCUCUCUCGCUCCCUCUCUUUCUCUGUUAAAUAAAUAAAUAAAAUCUUUAAAAAAAUAAAAAUGCUAACCUGAAUGAGGUAAUAGUUAUUCACUUGUAAAAUAAAAAAUCAGUAACCCAAGACAAAAUGAGAAGCAGCAAAUUAGGCAUGAUGGGAUAGGAGAUGGGGGCGGGGUGGGGGGUUGCUAUACAAUAGCAGGCAACAGCUGACUUAUUCUGUAAAUAGCCAGAUAGUAACUAUUUUAGGUUUUUCUGGCCAGAUUCUGUUGCAAUUACUCAAUUCUGCCAUUAUAAGGGGAAAGUGGCAAUGGAUAACACAUAGAAGGAACAUGGCUGUGUUCCAAUAAAACUUUACAAAAACUAGCAGCAGCCAGAUUUGGCCCGUGAGCUGUAGUUGGCCCAUCCCUGCUGUAUAGCAAUGAACUAAAGUUAAAAUCAACACCUGAAAAAGUGUUUUUAAAGUGGCUUUUAAUAAAGAACAUAUCAUGAAACAGAAUAUUUUCUAAAACAGUAUUUAUCUUUAUGCAGUCUUCUAAAACUAAGAUUUGUAUUUAGACAAAAAGAAAAAUACAAGGUAUUACAGAAUUCUCAUUAGUUCAUUGAAGUUUACCAGGAGAGGAAAACUUUGUUUCUGUUACUAGGAACCUUCUCCUUAUAAUGGCUUUAGUUAAAACACCUGAACUUUAAUAACCUUUGCUCUUAAAAAUAAAACACCUUGGGUGAUAAACAAAACUCAUGUUUAAAGCCAUGUGAUCAUGGCAGCUGAAGCCAUGUAGUUGGCUGGGACUAGACUAGUAUAAUCAAUAGCAAUAUACAAUCGCAAUGAACUGAUUUGUAAGGUAGAAAACUUUUUUCAUGGAUGCAUAAUCAUAUAUAGUGAAUCCUUGUGCCACUUAACAAAGGCAUUGCCUCUUCCCAACAUGCUUAAGAACAGGCAAAGUAAAAUCCAAGGAAGAAGUGUGUAGUGUGAGUUAAGGAUCUCUUUGGGAUGAGAAACGUAAGCACAACAUUGUUAGAGAUUCCAAAGCCUUAAGUGCAGAACUCCUAGACAGACAGUUUAAAGUCUGAGUAUAUGUUGAUUCAAGGGAACCCUCAUCCCCCUCCUCAAUUCUGGACCAUGGUACCCACUUGGGAGUAGAGUUGCACCUACUAAGAUGACUUGGAGUACUUUUAUGCAGCAAGCUGCACAGAGAGGCUUACAGACCCAGUUACCAGUAGAAUGGAGAAUGCCUGCCGGCAUAUACGCACUUAGCACUGGCCUCCAACUGUGCUUACCACUUGUGGAGCAAAGGCCAGGCUAGCCCCUUAGCAGUGGAGUAGCAGGGAGGUUAAGAGAAUAUGCUCUGGAGCCAGUGGUCUGGAUCGAAAUCCCAGUCCAAUGACAGUGUGUCCUCAGACAAGUUACUUAAUCUCCUUAAGUUUUAGCUUCCUCAAAUCUAAAAUGGUAUAACCACAGAAUGGACAUCAUCAGGUUGGUAUGAAGAUGUAAUGAAUUAAUUCAUGUAAAAGGCUUAGGACAGCAGCUGCCAUAUGGUAAGCAUUCAGUAAGUACCAUUUAGCUGUUUUUAUUAUCACUAUGGGAUAGACGCAAAGGAUAUGGGUAGAGCAAAGUAACUACAUCUGCUACACAGAAUGUGGUUCAGUGGGUGUCAGAGGCUAACUGAUCAGAUGAAUUUCUCCAUUUCACUUGGGGAUGAGUAAGAGAGAGAGAGGAAUGAGUGCCCCAUGUUCUUUAGAAUCUUGAAGUGUUGAUGAUACUCACUCUCUACCAGACACCAGAGCAGUAGAAGGAAACCAUAAGUAUUGUGAAGAAGAAUUUCCCAGAAAACUUAACGAAAACCAUUGAAGGAGGCUUCUUUUAUUCCAGGUGUCAAAUGUUGAAAAAACUGGAAACAAAGGCUGUAAUAGUUCUUAACCACGGUUGCAUGCUAAAGUCAUUGAGUACUUUAAAAAAUUGGGUCUUGGGCCUCACCAGAUCCAGGCGAGGGUAUUUGUUUAAAGCUUCCCAAGUGAUCUAAUGUACAUUCACAAAUUUAGAAUAGGAGAAACCGGGGCGCCUGGGUGGCUCAGUCGGUUGGGCGGCUGCCUUCGGCUCAGGUCAUGAUCCCAGGGUCAUGGGAUCGAGUCCCACAUUGGGCUCCCCGCUCUGCGGGGAGCCUGCUUCUCAACCUCUCCCACUCCCCCUGCUUGUGUUCCCUCUCUCGCUGUGUCUCUCUCUGUCAAAUAAAUAAAUAAAAUCUUUAAAAAAAAAAAAAAAAGAAUAGGAGAAACCUUUCCCAAGGAAACUGUCCCUCCCCAAGUAUUUACCAUUCAGAAACUUACCAUGGGAGACGUGUCUUUAGUCCAGGCUUUAAUGAUAUUUUAUUUCUAAAGCCUCAAGGAUUCCAAAGACCAGGAAAAAAAUUGUGGGAGCAAACACAGAUACUGGGCACAAUCAUAGAACUGACUUCCUCUGCCAUUGCCCAUCUCACACUUGAUUGUAAUUGUCUGUGUAACCAUCUCUCUCACCAAUUGGACUGUUAGCUCUGAGGGGAGGGCAGGAGCUGUGCCUCCUGAGUACAUUUGUUUUUAUUCCUCGUGCCUGGCACAGUCUCUGGCACAUGGUAAUCUCUCAAUAAGUAUUUCUUGAAUGAAAUUCUACAUAAUGUUUGUAAAAGCAAAUACUUGUAUGAUUUUGAAGAACAUUUGUGAUGUCUUGGUAUUUUAUGGUAUGAAAUGAGUUUUUAAGAGUAAAAUUCUAAUUUAUAAUAUUCAUUUCUAGCAAAUAAAUGUUUAACUUGUUGUGAUUCAACUGGUGAAUGUUGUGAAGGAACCAAGUAAGUCUAUACUACAUCCCGAAGGGAGUUUUUCCCGCUUAUUCUGGACAAAUAACAUUAACAACUUAAAAAACCUCCAACAGAGGUUUUAGAGAAGAUGCAGAAAUGUUCUUCUCAAUAUUUUUAAUAAAGGUUAAAGGCAUCAUAUUAAAAUAGUACCAUAAAAUCGGCUUCUAAAGAAGAGGCCAGCAAUUCUCCUCCACUAAUAGGUAGGUAGGUAGGGAGGGAGGGAGGUAGGUAGGUAGGUAGGUAGGUAGGUAGGUAGGUAGGUAGAUGGAUAGACAGACAGACUAGACAAAAUUGUCAAAAACACCCAUUUUAGGGCACUAGAAAUCUAUCAGAGAUGGCCAACACAUUGAAAACCUGCUAAAGAUUCAGGUAAGAACAGCUCAGGUCUACUCUCCCCGCAGCCCCCAUGCAGCUCAGUCUGCAAGAAUGGCAGUCUUCCAGUCCAGCAGCUUUGCUGCCAGAGAGGAAAGACUUGAUUUAGGGUGGGGAGAUGGAGAGAAAUCUUAUGACAUUGUAGGCUAAAGGUAGCACCUUCUUCUCAGUAGCUGAUAGAAAAAUUAAAUAAGUACAGUUUUAGAUGAUUUGAACAACACUACUCACUGCCUUGACCUAAUGCUAAUCAGAACACUACAUCUAACUACCACAGGAUAUGCAUUCUUCUCAAGUGUACCUAGGACAUUUGCUGAGAUAGGCCAUAUCCUGUGCCAUAAAACAAGUCUCAAUAAAUUUCAAAGAACUGAAAUCUUAUGAAAUAUAUUCUCUGGACACAAAUAAUUGAAUUAGGAAUCAAAAGUAAAAAAUAAGGUUAGAAAAUUCCCAAACAUUUGGACAUUAAACAAUAUAUUUCUAAAUAAACUUUGGAUCAAAUAAGAAAUCACAAUGGAAGUUAGAAAAUACUUUGACCUGAAUGAUUAAGAAAAUACAAUUUUGAAAUUUAUGGGAUGCAGCUAAAGCAGUGCUUAGAGAGAAAUAAUUUUAUAUACUCCUGAGAAAAGAGGUUUAAAACCAAGUGAGUUUCCAAAAUAGGAAAGAUACAAAAAGAAAAAGUAAACCCAAAGUUAAGUAGUAAGGUGGAUAUUUUAAGAACAGAAAUCAAUGAACAGAAGACUUACAAACAACAGAGAUAACAAAGCCAAAAUUUAGUUCUUUGAAAAGAUUAAUAAAAUUAAUUCCUAGCAAAAUUAGUUUAAAAAAGAAAACACAAAUUAUCAAUGUCAAAAUGAGAAGGGCUAUCACCCCAAUGAAAGAAGGUACGUCACUACAGAUCCUACAGGCAUUAAAAGACGAAUAAGGGAAUAUUUGGAAAAUUUAUAACAAUAAAUUUGAUAGCUUACAUGAAAUGGACAAAGUCCUUGAAACACAGAAUUUACCAAAACAGAUAUAAUAAAAUACAAUAUCUGAAUAGCUCAUUACCUUUUAAAUUGUUUAUCAAAAGAUUUUCCCUCAAAGAAACAUUCAGGACCAGAUGGUUUCAGUGGUGAAUUAAUAAAUCAAUCAAAUAAAUUCAAUCCCAUAAAUUCAUCAAACAUUUAAGGAUACUGAUACAAAUUUUAUACAAACUCAGAAAAUAAAGAGGAAACACCUCCCAUCACACUUUAAGAGGCCAGUAAAAUCAUGAUACCAAAACCUAACAAAGAUAAGAAAAUAAGGUUAAAGAUUUAUAUCCCUCAUGAAUAUAGAUGCUAAAAGUCAUUAACAAAAUGUUACCAAAUCAAAUCCAGCACUACACAAAUGAAAUAAAAACCAGGACAAUACAUCAGGACCAGUAGAUUUAUUCCAAAGAUGUAAAGUUGGUUCAACAUUCAAAAAUCAAUAUCAUUCACCAUAUUAAUAGAAAAAAAGAUAAAAGCAUUAUGAUCUUAAUAAUUGAAGAAAAAAUUCAAAUUCUACACUCAUUUAGGAUUAGAAAUUCUCAAAAAACUAGGAAUAGAAAGGAACUUCUUCAAUCUAACAAAAGAAUCCAUACAAAAUCCUACAGCUAGCAUAAUAGCCAAUGGUGAAAUACUGAAUGCCACCCACCUCAAAACUGGUAACAAAGCAAGGAUAUCCACCCCACCUUCCUAUUCAAUAUUGCUUCUAAUUGGUGCAAUAAAGUAAGGGGGAAAAAGCAUAAAGACUGGAAAGGAACAAGUAAAACUAAAAACAUUUUGCAGAAAACAUAAUUAUUUACACAGAACAACCUAAGAAACACUAAAGAACAACUACUAGACUUAUUUAACAAAGUUAAAGGACACAGGACAAUAUACAGAAAAAUACGUAUUUCUAUAUACUAGCAACAAUUGGAAGAUGCAAAGAAAAAUUAAAUUCUAUUUACAGGAGCGCCUGGGUGGCGUUAGGUUAAGUUAGGUUAGGUUAAGUGUUAGGUUAGGUUAAGUGUCUGCCUUCAGCUCAGGUCAUGAUCCUAGGGUCCUGGGAUUGAGCCCCCCAUCAGGCUCUCUGCUCAGUGGGAAGCCUGCUUUUCCCUCUCCAACUCCCCCUGCUUGUGUUCCCUCUCUUGCUGUCUCUCUGUCAAAUAAAUAAAUAAAAUCUUUUAAAAAAUUCUAUUUCAGUAGUAUCAAAAGACCUAAAUGCUUAAAACUUAAUAAAUUUAACAAAAGACAUAGAAGACCUCUGCACUGAAAACUACAAAAUACCAUGAAAAAAAUUAAUGACCUAAAUGAAGAGAUAUACAAUGUUUGUGAACUAGAACACACAUUAUUAUUAUGAUGUUGACUCUCCCCAUAUAGAUCUAUAGAUUCAAUGCAAUCAUCAACAACACAGGCAUUUUAACUUUGAUAAGUUGAUUUUAAAAUUUACAUGGUAAACUAAAGGACUACGAAAAAGCCAAAACAAUUGUGAGCAAAGUUUAAUGGUUCAUGCUACCUGAUAUCAAAACUUGCUCUAAAGCUGAUUCCAGGAAUUGCUAUAAAGACAGCAUAAUGUUAGCAUAAGGAUAGGUAAAUAGAUAAAUGUUACAGAAUAUGGGGUCUAGAUAUAGGCCCAUACAUUUACAGUUAAUUGAUUUUUGACUAAGCUGGCAAAGCUAUGUAAUGGGGAAAGGAAAGUCUCUUCAACAA